GAGAUGAGAACAAUUUUGAAACGAAGAAUGGAACCGAUGCUGAAGGCGAAGUGGAAGGGCCUGCGGGACACGUUCCGCGCCGAGCUGAAGAAGGACCAGGUGUACCGCAAGAGCAAGUUCCACCGGAACCGGCCGGUAUGGAUCCACUUCAAGAGCCUGCAGUUCCUCAAGGAGCAGAUGCUGCCGCGGCCGCCGAUCUGGGAGCGCAGCAUCCCGAAGACGGAGGACGAGCUGCAGCCGAGCGAGGGCGAGGGCGAGAACGGCGUGCCGACUUCCGGCUUCGACGGCGGCCUCGAUCCGCGGGACGCGAUCGCCGAUCAUCUGCUGUCGAUGGCCGGCGACGGCCGUCAUCAUCACCAUCACCACCAUCAUCAUCAUCAGCUCAAGCUGGACGGCGACGGCCGGCGCGGCACGGUCGACGUGAAACGCGAACCCGAGGAGAGCUUCGACAACCUCGAGUUCCAGAGCGUCACCGACAAUCUCGCGGACAACGAGAUGAUGCUGCAGAACAUCUCGCCGGAGCAGGUCCUGAUGAGCGACAGCGACGCCGGCGUCGGCCUGACCGGCGUCGAUCCCCUCGAGGCCGGCUGCCGCUUCGACGACAACUAUUACUUCCUGAUGAGCCUGCUGCCGCACAUCCGCACCCUGCCGGCCGACCGCAGGAUGCUGCUCAGGAUGCAGAUGCAGGAGCUCGUUUACAAGGAGGUCUACAAGAAGGACGCCGACGCCGAGCAGACGGCCAAGACUUAACUACCGUCGCCGUCGUCGUCGUGUUAAACCGGGACUCCCUGUUUUUUCGCUGUCGAAAACGAGAAAUCACGCGAAUUUUUCCGUUCGCGUCUAUGCGUCGAAGUAAAUUGGCUUUUUCUCGCCGUCAUUCGGUGUUCGUAAUUCAGGGUGACUGCGCACGGAGGAAGCGGGAGCCUCGAAGGAUUCGUAAGAUCGUUCCUAGAGAGAUAGAGUCCUCGUUUACGUGGAUAUGCAGAGUGCUUCAGAAAUAAGUGAUCAAAUUUUAAGAGAAACUCACAAUGAAGUCAAAACGACGUCAAUAUGAUAGCAAAAUGACCUAAAAAUCGUCAUUUUGAUUUUAUUGUGACUUAUUGCUGUUCUAUCUGAGAUCCUUGUGAGAGUAAGGAUCGAAAAAAAAGAAGCAGCAUUCCUAAAGUUUGGCCUGUUUCUGAAACGCUCUGUACAAAUGAAAAGUCCAUAUUCCUCGAAGAGCGACCGCAGAUCUUCAGAAGCUGGAACAUUUUGUGAUUUACUUAUUUUUUUCCCACGCAACGCCGCCGUCGAAAAUGGAAAUCAAAACUGUUGCAAUGCAAAUCCAUGUGUUAUUGUUAGACGCAUGUCUAAUGUCCAUUUCUACUAAUGCAAAUUGACUUUAACCUUGAUUUAAUUUACUUUUUAUCUUUUUUUAGUUCUAAGAAUUAGAAAAAUGACACAUUUAAUUGGAAGCUCUUUUCACAUAUGUUUCUUGCGUGUUACAUUACGCCAUUCAAUCGUGUUAAAUUAAAAGUUAAUACUUUAAAAAUAACACUUUGGAUUUGCAGUGUCAAUAAGUGACCUCUUCGCGUAUUCAUCGGAGUCUGGAGCCAGGUUGCGGGAUAAGGUCGCAUUCAAGGCUUUCGAAAAGAAAAUAAGAAGGGGAAGCGCUCCUCCGUUUCUUUCGGGCGAAAGACUUUUGUAAAAGAAUCGCUCCCGCCGCAAGUCCACGUCGGCACAAUGCGCGAGUGCGCCUGCAUAGGUCACCGGUGUACAUACAUAUAUAUAUAUACGCGCGAUUCGACGUGCAGUUCUAGGUAGGUCAUCAACCGGGUCGCCCCAGCGUUGAACGCUCGCGCUCAACGCGCGACUCCA
Molecule: messenger RNA, 1857 nt
Organism: Temnothorax curvispinosus
Lineage: Eukaryota; Metazoa; Arthropoda; Insecta; Hymenoptera; Formicidae
Exons: 2
Coding region: 4-750 (248 amino acids)
Biological process (GO): regulation of transcription by RNA polymerase II
Cellular component (GO): nucleus; transcription regulator complex
Molecular function (GO): DNA binding
Source: RefSeq, a predicted model, not a curated record